UCUCCUCUCUCUCUCUCUAUAUAGAAUAGAUAGAUGAUCCAAAGCUGGCGGCAUAUCAUAUCAUGCACGCAGGGUAAUUGAUCUGAUCGAUCGGAGUGAUGAAAGAAGAAGGUGGUUGCGGCGGCGGCGGCAUGAGCUUCCAGUCUCUUCUGACGGCGGUGUCAAUAGGCGCAGAGAAAGAUGGGAUGAGGCGUGUGGCGGUGUCAGCAAGCGAGGAGCUGAUGAGGCAAAUGGCGGUGCGGCAGGAGCAUGACAUCUUCAAUGCCGCAACGCCGCCCGUUUUCCCAGCAUCCACCGGCCUUGUUCUUGCCUCUCCGCUUACCCUUCUCCAUAUGUUCAUGGAUCCGGAACAGUGGUCAAGUGUGUUCUCCAAUAUUGUUUCAACAGCAACCACUCUCGAAGUUCUGUUCCCCUGGGAGAAGGAAAAACCUAAUAAUGGAGCUCUCCAAGUGAUGACUGCGGAGUUUUAUCUUCCUUCACCACUGUUUAGGGGUGGAGAGGUCAAAUUUGCAAGAAUGUGCAGAGAAACAGGCUAUAAGACUUGGGUGGUAGUUGAUUUUUCCCUGGAAACUGUGUUUCCCGGCGCCGGCGCAAUAUCAUCUCACCCUACAAGAAGAAGACCCUCUGGCUGUUUAAUCCAAGAACUUCACCCCGGAGUGUCUAUGGUGACUUGGGUAGACAACAUGCAGUGCGGUACAUGAUCAUGGUACUUUUGUUCAAAACAUGUUCGGAAGCUUACUCACUUCCAAUUUUCCGUUUAGCGCAAACCGAUGGAUAUCUGCAUUGGAGAGGUAUUAUGACAAGAUUGUGGCUUUGGAGGGGCAAGGAGAUAAUAAUAAUUAUAAUGGCUACCAUUUUCAACAGCCACCUGCGCCUAAUGGGCUAGGCAUCGGAAAUAAAAACAUGUUGAAGCUAGCACAAAGGAUGAUGAAGCACUAUGCUCGAAAUGUGAUGAACAACAAAGAUGAUCCACGGAUGGUGUUACCCGCCACUUCAGGUGAUAUCUAUGUGAGAAGAGGCAACAACAUCUUGGAUGCAACAGGCCUUUCUCUUGGCGUUGCACUAACUAUAUCUACAUCACUUUACUUGCCCGUUCCUCACGACCGCUUGUUUAACUUUCUAAGAAGUGGAAGUAACCGCAAUCUGUGGGAUAUAUUGUCCAUUGACUCUAAUAUUCGGGACGAUGUGAACAUAUAUUCUUCCCGAGAUCCUGCAAAUUCUAUUUCACUUCUUAUAGUUGAGUCUCCAGCAAGAGAUAAGAAUGUGGUUGAAGCAACAAAGAUUUACCUGCAAGAGAGCUAUACAGAUUCGGUGGCAAUGUACGUGGUUUAUGCGCCAGUGGAUAUGGACUCUGUGUGCUACUUACUAGACAACGGGAAAGAUGGUGUGGAUCAUGUUAAGAUAAUGCCUUCUGGAUUUGCUAUUCUUCCUGAUGUUGCUGUUGUAAUUGAUGGUACUUCAAGUGGUAGUCACUACUUACAACCCACACAACAAGAGAAUGUUGUCCCAAGUGGUGGAAGUAUUCUGACCAUCUCAUUUCAGAUAUUGGAUGAGAAGAUCUCUUCCGUUGAUUAUCUUCCACCAGAGUCAGUAUUGAUUGUACGUGGACUUGUUUGUAAAACUAUUUCCUUGAUCAAAGAUGCACUACUUAAGUAAUAAUUAGAUAUUCAUGUGUGUGUGUGUGCGCGCGCGUGCAUGUGCGUGUGUGCGUGCGUGCGCGCGCGCGCGCGCGCGUGUGUGUGUGUGUGUGUGGGCGCGCACAUGUGUACGUAGGUAGGUAGGUAUGUAUGUGUGUGUGUGUGUAUGUGUGUCUGUGUGUCUGUGUGUCUGUGUGUAUGCAUGUAU
Cuscuta epithymum is the source of this 1845-nucleotide messenger RNA. Lineage: Eukaryota; Viridiplantae; Streptophyta; Magnoliopsida; Solanales; Convolvulaceae. The record is from the annotation of a GenBank genome assembly.